Gryllus bimaculatus (two-spotted cricket) is the source of this 4669-nucleotide messenger RNA. The record is from the annotation of a GenBank genome assembly. Lineage: Eukaryota; Metazoa; Arthropoda; Insecta; Orthoptera; Gryllidae.
AUUAUAAUUCAGAGCUUCGCCACUGAGAUGUGUGCGUUAGGUCGACAUAACCUACGACAUUGUUGCUUGACCUUGCUUGAUUAGUUUUGUUCGGUCUGUUGUGCACUUGAAGCGACUUUAGACCGUUAAGAAAGAAAGUUGACAAGAUUUGGAGUUGAUUGUGUUCUCACAUCAGUGACAAAUUGGUUUGGUGUUACUAUUUUUCCGCUAUGGCUGAUGAAACUUCAAGCCAAUGUGAAACUGUCACUUCGAGCAAUUCAAGUUCGAGGGACCCUAGCAACUCUGAUAUAAACGUCACGAAUAAAUUUGAAGGGUGUUGUUUGCACGCACCGGAGUUGUAUCCUUCCUUGAAAUCCACCGAAGUACAUGAUGAAAACAGAAAGUUGUCAGACAUUUAUAAGGAAGGUCUUAACCUUUUCGAUUUCAUUGCAAAUAGUGAUGCUCCUACGAACAGCGUUGAAACACAGGCAAAAGUUAAAAAGGCAAUGAACUUGUUUGAAGAGGCUACAAGGCUAGUUUCUGCAGCUGGAAUCUUUAGUAGAAAUGAAUCUGUUGAAGAAAUUGCUACAAACAAUGUCAAAUACCUUCUUCUACCUGCUUUUUUAGGAACAUUGAUUCUAAAAUUAUGUGUUGAUGAAAGAAUGGAAGUUGUAAGGACUGCUGAAGUAUAUUUUAGAGAUUUUCUUCAGCGAUGUAAAGAUUAUGGAAUAUCUGAAUUUGAAAUGCCAGAACCAGAUGACACUUCAGAGGAUCAGCCAGAUCCUUUUGAACAACCACAUAGACCAUGCUCAUUUGAUCUUGCAUCAAUGGCUCGGGAACGUUCUAUGAAAAUUCAACGGUUCAAAGAAUUGAAAGAACUAGAGGGUAAAUUAAAAGAUCUAAAGGCAUUAAUGGCUUUACCUGAUGUACCAGAAGAAGUGGAGAGAAAAUAUUAUUUGACAACAAUUAAUAUGUAUAUCAAUCAAUCAUUUGAUGAACUGGCAUGCCUGAAAGUGGAAAAACCUCUUUUGGCACAUAUGGCAAAAGUGAAGAAGGAUCCCCCAUUUGGCAAGCAAGAAAGAAGAGACAAAGUAAGAAGAUAUGAAAAGAAACCUUUAAUGCCAAUUAUAAUAACUAGAGAUGAAGUCCAGAAGAAAGUAUAUGGUGCUGGUUAUCCUAGUAUUCCUACUAUGACAGUUGCUGAAUUUUAUGAUAAAAAAGUUAAGGAUGGAGAAUUUCCUGACCCAACCAAGCCUUCGAACCGUAAUGCGCUCCAAGAUCGGGCUCCUCAGGGCACACUAGGGGAGCUAACUGACCCCAGUGAGGAGGAGAGGGCUGAUAAGGAGCGGAAGGAGGAGGUGGAUGACCCGGAGAACUUGGAGCGAGCUCGCGAGUGGGACGACUGGAAGGAUGAUCACCGGCGUGGCUGGGGCAACAGAAUGAACCGGAGCUAAGGCAAUUUUGCUCGGCCUUCGUUCAAAAUCAUUCUGCAUUUUAAUUAAUACAGUGCUCAGGCAGCAACAAAGUAGUGUACUCUUAACUUUGUAAUUUUUAAAGUGAAGGAAACUUAUAUGGUAAGUGAAAUGGGGAACAAGAAUUUGUAAUUUGGCCAUUGAGAAAGAAAAUAUUUGGAUGACAAUGUAGAAGUGUAAAGUAUAAAAUCAUAUUAGUGGAAUGUAUCUGAUUUUAUUGUGUUCUCAAUUUGGUUUAAACUCUCAAACAUGUUUUUCGUAAUUGCAUCACAUGAAAUCAGUUGCUAUGCGUUUGGGAAUGGGAAAAUAUAAUUAAAAAGCAUUCAGAAUUACCUUUUAGAAUCUCUUUUCUCUUUGUGUCUUUUUACUUAAAUGUCCUGGGCCUUUUAAUAAUUGAUAACAAUAUUUUUUGUGUACUUUUAAAUGAAGGCUUCAAAUCCAAUCUUUGUGGAUAAUUUUAAAACACCUGCAUUGUGAAAUUAGGAGCACUAGAUAACAUGAUAUUUUUGUAGUAACUCAUAUCAUUACCAACACAUGUUCCCAUACAGUUUUGGCUAAUCUGUUACUGUUGAUAAAUGCCAUUAAUUCUAUUCUUUGCCCAGAGUUUUCUUCUCUGUAUAUAUGUUGAAUGUAGUAUUGGCUUCCACUUUCCAUAAUUUUAUAAUUUCUUAAACAUAUUUUGUUUAUUUAAGAAAUUACAACAAUUUGUUGGUCUCUGUUCUAGUGAACCUGGAUGAACUGUUUUUUAAAAUUAAUUUCUUCCACUGAUGGCAAACUCUAUUAUUUUGCUCUAACUUGCAGAAGUAUAUUUUCUGGACUCUCAUUUUUGAAUGUGAUUUUCAUUACUACUAGAACUGAUUAGUGAAUAACUGAUAAUUCCCUGUACCAAUAAGGUUUACAUGCUGAACCACUUCCUUACCCAGAAACGUUUUGAGAACUUCCAUCAAUGGAAUGAUUUCUGUAAGUGUAUAAUACGGGUGCUUAUAACUAAUUACUAUUUAUUAUACAAGUGGCAUUGUAUGUUGCAAGUAGGAAAUGUUGCACAAAAGACCAAUAGGCUGACUGGCCCAAUCCUAAGAGCAAAAUACUUAUUUCAACCAUAUAUGUUAUAUACUUUUUUAGACAGCCAUACUGACUGCCCUUUUAUUUUAAUUGAAGUAUACAAAUCACUUAAUUGGAUAUUAUGUUAUAUUAAGAUCUGUUGUAGCUGAUCAGAUAAAAGUACAAUGAAUCCACUUGACAGGACAACUUCUUUAAAAAGACCACCCUUUUUCGAGGACAGUACUCUAUGGAAUGGAAUAAUGAUUUCAUAUGACCAAUGUAUUUUACCCCGCUUCCAGACCAACAACCAUGAAUUUUUGUCAUAACGUAACAUUGCAUUCCCUUAAGAUGAUCAAAAAACCUCAUAUGAAAUAAUAAGCCCGACAGUACUGUGAGCUAAACUGUUACUGGUGACUUCUAGAUAAGGGACACUGAUUGAGCACAUGAUGUUUUGUGAUAACUCUAAAGGAGAGGCCUUCCAGAAAAUGUAGAGAAACUAUAGCAUUAUAAAUUUGAAAGAUAAUUUCACAGAAGCAAAACAAUACCCCUGGAUUACAAUAAUCAGACCACCUUCUUUCAAUAACACAUUACCUGAAGGUCAAUUCGUAAAUACAGUGAACUAUUUUUUUUGUAAUCAUAUUAAUGAAUAAACACAGGUGAUCAAAGUAUAAAAUAAAGCAUUAAUUUGAAACCAGAAUAGUGUUACAAUACCUAUUGUAGUAGUCACAGCAGCAGUGGUGAGUGCAGUUUAAUAGUGCAAAGUUCUCUUUAAGAAGAUCACUCCUCUAAAAGACCAAUUUUAAGGUGCUAAUCACUUGGUUGGCAUAAAGAGGUUUCACUGUAUUAUGUUUUCUUUGUUAUAUUCUUAGUUUUAUUUGAAUAUUUGAGGAUUGUUUCACUUUUAGCACUAGUUCUAAAAGUUGACCUUUAGCAUGCGCUGUUUCCCCUAAAAGCAACCGUUUUUACUACUGCCAAAAAAAAUUAUUUAUUGACCGAGCAAAAUGAGAUCCUGUUUUAAUUUGUCCGAUCUGAGUUUUUUUUGUAAUGCAUUUUCACAGGCAAAAUUAUUUGAUUUUCUUCAAAUCUGGCAUGAGUGUGUCUUGAUGUUACUGUAAAUUUAGUACGUUUAUGGAUUUAUAUUUUGUAAUGUCAAGAUUUUAAGAUCAAUUUUGAGUUUUGGGUAUUUUGGCCAUAAAUUUUAGGGACGACCAUAUAAACUAGACCUAUGUAAACAUGUAGUCAGCAGUAACUUAAGAUUUAUUUGAAUGCUUAAAUAAUGUUAUAGUGCAAUGUUUUCGGAAAGGUUAAUUCCCAUCAUUAGGCAGCAGAUACUGUGAAAUAGAAUAAUACAGCACUAGAAUAAGAUCUUGUUUUAGAAAUUAAAUUAACUAAUUCUAAAUUCUGAGCAUGCAGUAAACGUUCAGUGACUCGCUUUGAAAAACUUUCUUAUAUAUUUUUAUUAUGUCACGAUUCAUUAUGAAGUAAGAAAAUGGUUUAUUUAAAUUCAUGUUUAAGUCCAUUAAUUAACAAAGUUAAAAACAACAUUGUAAAGAAGUUUGUGGUUGAUACAGAGUUUUCAGUGGCCUCCAGCUCAGCACAAAAAUUCUGUAGAUCAAGACAGCAGUUGUGGCACCUUGGCAUGGAAGUAGAAUUGGAGAGGGGAUUUGAAGGAAAAUUGGGAGGGAGCAGUGUGUAAAGGUUAGAAGGAGAGAAAGGCUAGGAAAGGAAUAGUCAAUUUUUAAAAUUAUUGGACUGAAUUGGAAGGCAAACAUUUCUUAAGUAUCAAAUCUUUGAAAUUGUAAUGGCCAAUAAAAUUAUUUAAACCUGAAUUAUACACACUUGUCAAUAAAUUGGAUUCUAGUUGCUUGUUUAAAGGUUUGGUUUUUUAAUUAACAGUGUAUCCAAAAUGAGGGUGUGGAAUUUAUUCUUGUUGGCUAACACUGUGGUCUCUUUGAAAUUGAUAUCACACCCUGCUGUUAACUGAUGUUCUGUCAAUGAAUUGUACUUAUUUGGACAUUUCUUAAUAUUUUUCUUAGUUUUGCUUACAUGGACCAAAUUGAUCUUGCACAACAAGAUAUUUCUUGAUUCCUCUUUUGGUAAAAUGGUUAAAUUUUUUACUACAGAUGGGGUGUUUAUUACUCAUUUAAUAUUCUGAGAUCAAAUGUUGUUUGAAAACU